AUGACCGACCGUCCUGAUUCUGAGGCGUUCAUACAGUGGUUCUUGAACCACAAUGGUACGAUGGACCGUGAAGCCAUGGGAAUCGCGGACUUUCCUGCUGCCGAAGGAGGUCGUGGAGCAGUUGCCCUGAAGGACCUGCCUGAAGGACACGUCCUAUUCACCAUCCCACGCGCUUUAACUCUCUCAACACGUACAUCUCGGUUACCUGAACUGUUCGGUCUCGAGGAAUGGAAACGCUUGAAACUGCAUCAGGGUUGGGCUGGACUCAUGCUCUGUAUGAUGUGGGAAGCUGCACAAGGAAAGGAGUCGAGAUGGGCCGGUUAUCUAGAUAUUCUCCCUGCGGCCUUCGAUACACCCAUGUUUUGGAACGAAGAAGACCUCUCUGAGCUAGCGGGAACGUCGAUAGUUGGGAAAUUGGGAAAGGAAGAUGCAGAAAGGGAUUACGACUCUAAGAUUAAGCCAGCUAUCGCAAAAAGGCCGGAGCUAUUCGCUCAAGGGGAAGUCUAUUACUCUCUAGAGAGAUACCACACCAUGGGAAGUCGGAUACUUUCAAGAAGUUUCACGGUUGAAAAGCGGGACGGGGAGGAAGAGGAAGAAGACGGUGCAAAUGCCGACAACGCAAAGCAUGCUGAAUCCGAAAACGAUUCAAUGGACGUAGAUGAAACUCCAUCCAAGGCAAAUGAUCUUGAACAGGAGGAGAAUGAGGAUGAAGAUGAAGAUAACGACGAGGGCGAGGAUGAUGCAUCUGAUAUAGCCAUGGUUCCAAUGGCAGAUAUGCUCAAUGCAAGAUUUGGGACCGAGAAUGCCAAGCUGUUCCACGAGAAAGAGGUGCUCAAGAUGACGACAACAAAACCGAUCCGAAAGGGUGAACAAAUUUGGAACACAUAUGGGGAUCUUCCCAAUGCCGAAUUGCUGAGACGAUACGGGCAUGUUGAUCUGCUCAAGCUCCCAGAUGGAAGAGAAGGGAACCCGGGGGAUGUGGUUGAGCUGGGAGCUGAUAUCGUCGUCGAUGUCGUGAAAGAGACGAACGGCCGAAGCACUAGCGAUGCAUUAGCCGAGCGCAUCGACUGGUGGCUCGAAGAGGGCGGAGAUGACGUCUUCGAGUUCGACUGGGACCUUGAUCUUCCACCAGCGGCUCUCUCGUUGGUUCGACUUCUCCUUCUCCCUGACAAUGACUGGAAGAAGGCCCAGAGCAAAGGCAAACCACCAAAGCCAAAGGCGGAUUCUGACAUUUUGCUCGUCCUCGAGAAGGCCAUUGAAAAGCGCCAAGCCCAAUAUCCUACCGCUAUCCAGGACGACGAAACCCGACUUCAAGGUGAACUUUCAUUAAAUGCCCGACAUGCAACGGUAGUUCGCUUGGGUGAGAAGCGGAUUCUGCAGGCUGUGCUUAAUAAAAUCCGCUCUGCGCUCGAGAAAGACAAGGCGCAAGGCAGUGCGGCAAAACGGAAAGCCAAAGCCCAAGACGAUGGCAAAAAGAGGUCGAAACGAUAG
Molecule: messenger RNA, 1491 nt
Organism: Coprinopsis cinerea okayama7#130
Lineage: Eukaryota; Fungi; Basidiomycota; Agaricomycetes; Agaricales; Psathyrellaceae
Exons: 9
Coding region: 1-1491 (496 amino acids)
Biological process (GO): peptidyl-lysine monomethylation
Cellular component (GO): nucleus
Molecular function (GO): protein-lysine N-methyltransferase activity; protein binding
Source: RefSeq, a predicted model, not a curated record